This is a messenger RNA of Solanum stenotomum, 1233 nucleotides long. Its product is annotated as single-stranded DNA-binding protein, mitochondrial. The transcript is spliced from 6 exons. The record is from RefSeq and is a predicted model, not a curated record. Lineage: Eukaryota; Viridiplantae; Streptophyta; Magnoliopsida; Solanales; Solanaceae. Gene Ontology annotation, biological process: positive regulation of helicase activity; mitochondrial DNA replication. Gene Ontology annotation, cellular component: mitochondrial nucleoid. The coding region runs from base 86 to 721 and encodes 211 amino acids. Gene Ontology annotation, molecular function: single-stranded DNA binding.
AAACCCGACCCGUAUUAGAUUGAAAUAGCGCUAAAACCCUCCUUGUCCCCUAAUUCUCCGUCGCUGAGUUCCGUUCACCUGCAAAAUGAAUUCAAUGGCUGCUAAACUUGUUAAAUUGUUGCGCUGUUCUCCAGCCGCCAGACCAGUGAUGGGUGUGCAAGGAACCUCUAGGUUGGGCUAUUCAACUGGUACAUAUCAUAGUGAUGGUGAUGAGCCUGCAAGUAAUAAUGAAGCUGUAGAAAUUGAUGAUAGUGAUUUUCUUCCCGAAAAACCUAAUUUGCAGCUGCAAGGUGUGGACCCCAGAAAGGGUUGGAAUUUUCGGGGUGUGCACAAGGCUAUUAUAUGUGGCAAAGUCGGGCAAUCUCCUGUGCAGAAGAUAUUGAGAAAUGGACGGAGUGUCACUAUUUUCACAGUUGGAACAGGUGGCAUGUUCGAUCAGAGAAUCCCACAAGACAAAGACUUGCCUAAACCUGGACAGUGGCAUAGGAUCGCGGUGCAUAAUGAAAUGCUUGGGCAAUACUCCGUUCAGCAACUUACCAAAAACUCCUCAGUCUACAUUGAGGGUGAUAUUGAAACCAGAGUCUAUAAUGAUAGUCUCAGCGGCGAAAUUAAAAGCAUACCAGAAAUUUGUGUGCGCAGAGAUGGGAGGAUUCGGCUUAUAAAAGGUGGUGAAAGUAUCAGCAGUAUCUCAAUUGAUGAGCUCCGAGAAGGAUUGCUGUAGAAGCUCGUUGGUAAAUUGUCAAAAUACGGUAGGUGUUUGGGAGCGGAAGGUUUGGGGGAGUUGAUAGAGGGGGAGGAGAGUCGGGACCUAUCGUCUGAAAUAUACUCUGCAGAACACAAAACUUGUCUUAUUUCCAUCUGUAAGUUGAAUAAUUUGAGUUAUUAAUUUGCCUUCAACGACUUGUGUCCAUCUUCUUGAUUGUAUUCUGUUAAGAAGCAGGAAGAGAUGUUCCUUCUGGAUCCACAUUAUUAUUUAGUGGGUAGUUGCUUCAUUCGCCAAAGCUGUGCAAAAUGUUGUUUGAAUGAUCGAAAUAACUAUAGAUGAAACUGUGAAAGAAUAGGAAUACUUGGAAUGAAGUGGUGGCUGCUGAUUCAUAGGUUAUCUUUAAUCCCUUUCUAUUGUAUGAAGUUGAUACCAUGGGUUACUAGAUGGAGUGUGUGUUUAUUGUAUAAUCUUCAGCAUCCAGUAAACUAGUAUUAAGUAAAAACCUACAUUCAUCUUGUUUUUGGUAA